Tachysurus fulvidraco (yellow catfish) is the source of this 734-nucleotide messenger RNA. RefSeq names its product gamma-crystallin M2-like. The record is from RefSeq and is a predicted model, not a curated record. The coding region runs from base 147 to 614 and encodes 155 amino acids. Gene Ontology annotation, biological process: visual perception; lens development in camera-type eye. The transcript is spliced from 2 exons. Lineage: Eukaryota; Metazoa; Chordata; Actinopteri; Siluriformes; Bagridae. Gene Ontology annotation, molecular function: structural constituent of eye lens.
AAACUAAAGGGGUUUUGAGAUAUCCAUCUAGCAUUAGGAAAGUCUUAUGUCUUAAGUCUUGUUUUUUUUUUUUUGUUCAGAUCGUCUUCUACGAGGAGAGGAACUUCAAAGGCCGUUCCUAUGAGUGCAGCAGCGACUGCGCCGAUAUGUCGUCCUACCUGAACCGCUGCUACUCGUGCAGGGUGGAGAGCGGCUGCUGGAUGGUCUACGAUCAGUCCAAUUUCAUGGGGAACCAGUAUUUCCUCAGAAGGGGCGAUUACCCAGACUACAUGAACAUGUGGGGAUGGGGCAUGAACAACUGGAUCAGAUCCUGCCGCAUUAUCCCCAUGUUCCGCGGCUCCUACAGGAUGAGGAUGUACGAGAGGGAGAACUUCAUGGGCCAGAUGAUGGACGUGACUGACGACUGCGACUCCAUCAUGGAUCGUUACCACUGGUCCAGUGGCUGCAUGUCGUGUCACGUGAUGGACGGCCAUUGGCUCAUGUACGAGUAUGCUCACUACAAGGGCAGGAUGUGGUACUUUAGACCCGGGGAGUACCGGAGCUUCGGGGAGAUGAUGGGAAGCAGCAGUAUGAGGUUCAUGAGCAUGAGGCGCAUCUUGGAUUCCUGGUAUUAAAAAAAAAAAAAAAUGUGAUCUGCAAUCGGAUUUCAAGAUGAGCCGCUUAUAAAUAAAGACUUAUAAAACUUACCAUGUUGUUUUAUGUGGGGUUUUUUUUCAGAGGGUAAAAAUUGAAAA